This is a messenger RNA of Neoarthrinium moseri, 1287 nucleotides long. RefSeq lists its product as uncharacterized. The transcript is spliced from 2 exons. The record is from RefSeq and is a predicted model, not a curated record. NCBI's taxonomy places the organism in Eukaryota, Fungi, Ascomycota, Sordariomycetes, Amphisphaeriales, Apiosporaceae. Bases 1 to 1287 code for a protein of 428 amino acids. Gene Ontology annotation, molecular function: protein binding.
AUGUAUUCAACUAAACGGCUUGCCUCUAGUCUCCUAUUGGCAUUCAUACUCUCUGCUGGCCCGGCAGCCGGUCUCCCUCGCGGCGAGGAGAGCAAGAGUAUAGCCCAACAGAAGAGCAACAGCAGCCAGAGCCCAGCCAAUGCACUAUACUUCCUGACCAACGAAGCCCAGAACGCCGUGGCAGCCCUGAAGAUCAACUCCGAUGGGACGCUCUCAGCAGGAAGCUGUACAGAUACAGGUGGUGCGGGUAGCAAUGGCAUCGACGGCUCAACGGGCCAGCCUGCUGUGCCAGAUGCCCUUUUCAGCCAGUCCGCGCUGACAGUAGCGGGAAAUCACCUCUUCGCCGUGAAUGCCGGGUCCAACACGGUCAGCAUGUUUGCCAUCUCGCGCUCCGACCCGACGUCCCUGAAACCCAUGGGCCGGCCGGCCGCCCUGCCCGGCGACUUCCCCGUCACGGUGGCGGCGUCCGCCAAACACGGUAUGGUCUGCGCCGGGACCACGGGGGCGCUCGCCGGCGUGUCGUGCGCGCGGUUCUCGGCCAAGGGCGGCAUCGGGGAGUUCGACGCGCUCCGGGGCUUUGACCUGGGCCAGAGCAACCCGCCCGUGGGUCCGACCAACACUGUCUCCCAAGUAUUCUUCAACGACGUGCAGGACACCCUCUUUGCGACGGUCAAGGGCGACCCAGCCAAGAACAACACCGGCUUUCUGGCGAGCUUUCCGGUCCUGCGGCAGAACGGCGGUACUUGCGGCGUCUCGGUCUCCGCCCAAGGGUCGAUGGCCAGCCCGUCCGGGACGGCGGUCCUAUUUGGCGCGAGACCCCUGCCCGACACUGGCGACGGCAGCGCUGGAAACAGCAGCCGCAUCUUUGCAACGGAUGCGUCGUUCGGCGCGGCUGUCCUGGGAGCUGGUUCACAGGGGCAAGCCACUGUGCUGGGCAAGGGAACCCUAGCGGACCAGAAAGCCACUUGCUGGGCGACUCUGAACGACGUUACAGGGACGGCGUUCGUGACCGACGUGGGCAUCAACCGUCUAGUAGAGAUGAGUGUAGAGAACGCCAGCGUCCUCGGGGAAGUUGAUCUCUCCGCCACUGGUGACCCAGGGCUGAUUGAUCUGACGUCGUCGGGUAGUUUUGUGUAUGCCCUUUCGCCCGGCAACGGGACGACUAGUGCUGCUAUUUCGGUUGUGGAUGUCAAAGGCGGUGCAGAGGAAGCGAAACUUGUUCAGCAUUUUCAACUGACAGGCGUUGCGGGCAAGAAUUCCCAGGGCAUAGCCGUAUUCCAUAGUUGA